This is a messenger RNA of Polistes dominula (European paper wasp), 766 nucleotides long. Its product is annotated as nose resistant to fluoxetine protein 6. NCBI's taxonomy places the organism in Eukaryota, Metazoa, Arthropoda, Insecta, Hymenoptera, Vespidae. The record is from RefSeq and is a predicted model, not a curated record. Gene Ontology annotation, molecular function: acyltransferase activity, transferring groups other than amino-acyl groups.
UAUGAAUAAUUGAUUUUAGAAAACGAUAUUAUUAUUUUGGUUACUCGGCAGUMUGUGCAAUAUAUUGGCAAUGUUUGGAUUAUAUCCGAACAGAAUAUCAGGUUUAACUGCUGCUGUUUAUACUGCUCUUAACCGAACAGUAUGGUCAAUUGGUAUUUCAUGGAUAAUUAUAGCAUGUUCUACARAUAAUGGAGGUAUAGUUAAAAGUAUUCUAUGCUGGAAAUGUUGGAUUCCGUUGAGCAGAUURAGCUACUCAGCAUAUCUUUUAAAUCCAUUUCUUAUACUUUCUUUUAACUUUUUAAGUAAAAGUACCGUVCAUUUUGAUAAUCUAGCAAACGCAAUUACUGGUUUAGGAWUCGUUAUAGUAACAUACAUAUGUUCUUACAUCGUUUCAUUGAUGUUUGAAAUGCCGUACGUUUUCUUGUUGAGGGAGUGGAGUAAUUAUUCGAACAAGAGAAAAUGAUUCGUUUUUUUCACUUUUUCGUUAGUAUUUUCACAUCGCAAGAUCAGGAGAAAAUUACAAUCAUUAGUGUAAUACGUAGCUUAUUUUAAUCCAUUCUUUAUAUUUUAGUUAGUAAGUUUGUUGUAUUAGUUGAUAAGUUUAUGUUAGCUACCAAGUGUAUGUUCAGUUUUCGAUGCCAUGUUUUCAUUUUUAUUGCUUGAAUUUAGAAAAGUGUAGUUUUUAUCAUCUAUUCCACCUACUGAUCAUACAGAUGCUCUUUGUUAUAUAUGGUAGCAAUAUUAUAAUAAAUAAAUCCUACAAUUA